Messenger RNA from Anopheles funestus (African malaria mosquito), 1078 nucleotides. RefSeq names its product myosin light chain alkali (gene Mlc1). Gene Ontology annotation, cellular component: muscle myosin complex. Gene Ontology annotation, molecular function: calcium ion binding. The record is from RefSeq and is a predicted model, not a curated record. Lineage: Eukaryota; Metazoa; Arthropoda; Insecta; Diptera; Culicidae. The coding region runs from base 131 to 613 and encodes 160 amino acids. The transcript has 6 exons.
GUACCGUCUCCCAACCUGUGAAUGCUAAAUAUAAUUCGUGAAUGUGAUCACUUCAGUGCUCUGUGAACAGUGGUUUGGAAUAGUACGCAGUUGAGUCCGAGUCGGUCCGCGAGCUACACAAGAUCACAAAAUGGCCCACGAUCUGAAGGAUGUUGAAAUUGAGAAGGCACAGUUCGUCUUCUCCGUCUACGAUUGGGAAGGUUCCGGCCAGAUGGAUGCCAUGGACCUUGGCAAUGCUCUCCGCGCCCUGAACCUGAACCCAACCAUUGACCUGAUCACCAAGAUGGGUGGCACCCAGAAGCGUGGUGAGAAGAAGGUGAAGUUCGAGGAAUUCCUGCCCAUCUUCUCGCAGGUCAAGAAGGAGAAGGAACAGGGCUGCUACGAGGACUUCCUGGAGUGUCUGAAGCUGUACGACAAAAAUGAGGAUGGCACCAUGCUAUUGGCAGAACUGCAGCACAGCUUAACGGCUCUCGGUGAGAGACUGGAUGAUGUGGAGCUGGAAAAUGUCUUCAAGGACUGCAUGGACCCUGAGGAUGAUGACGGCAACAUCCCAUACGGACCGUUCCUCAAGAAGAUGAUGGAUAACAUGGUUGUCAUUGACCACGUUAAGUAAAUUCAUCACUAACUCAAUUGUGUACUUUUCAAAGUCUCCACUUAAUGUCAUCAUACAAGCAAACACACACAAAAGAGUAUUCCAUUUCUUCAGAGAUUGUGUGACCACGCGCCGUAAUCGAGCUAUUUAUAUAAUACAAAAUAUCAAAAGAGAGAACAACAUCUUCACUAUCGGAAACAAGACAGACAGCAACGAUGGAAACAACCUGGCGAAUUUGACAACAUCAGCAACACAUCUGCGAACAUCAGCAAACACUGAGUUUUUCCAGUUGAAGUCAACAGCAGCAGCAAAGUGAAACCAUAAACAAACAAGCAAAAAAAAAACAAAAUCAUAUGCAAAUCACAAGCAGCAUAUGCUAAACAAGGAAAACGAAUUUACCGUGUUACAACAAGAUCGGAAACAUACGGAAGCGGUUAUUACUAUUUUUCUGUUAAGAUUUAAAUAAAUUUCUACAUAAAGAGGUCA